Messenger RNA from Ctenopharyngodon idella (grass carp), 2559 nucleotides. RefSeq lists its product as uncharacterized. NCBI's taxonomy places the organism in Eukaryota, Metazoa, Chordata, Actinopteri, Cypriniformes, Xenocyprididae. The record is from RefSeq and is a predicted model, not a curated record. The transcript is spliced from 4 exons. Bases 77 to 1579 code for a protein of 500 amino acids.
AUCGGAUCCAGAAAGCUCAGGGACAGAGUUGAAUGUUGAGUUGCCUGAACCAUCCAAAAAGUCCCAUACCACUAAUAUGCCUGAUUUAGGUGUUACUUUUGCUGAACAAGAACAGCCCAUAGAUAUACAGGACAACUGUAAGAAUAUCCUGAUGGAUCUAGAAACUACUUCUGAUCUCCAAAGUGACCAAAGUGACCCCAAACCAGAACCAGAUAGCUCAGAGUCAUACCAGCAGAAAACAAAAGAUGCGAGUAACGAAAAGGAUACUGUGGAUAUUCUUGGCCAAAGUAAAUCCCCAACCAAAUCAGCAAAAUUCCUUAAAAGCCACAUCAAUUAUUGUUUUGUAUGUGGAAAACCUCAAACAAAAUUUGCACGUCAUCUCGAGAGGCAUGUAAAUGAAAAUGCUGAAAUCGCACAGGCACUCCAGUUCCCCAAAUCAUCAAAAGACAGAAAGGUUCUUCUUGAGAAAUUCCGAAACCUUGGCAACUUCAAGCACAACUCGGUUGUUAAAAUCACAGGAUCAGGAUGUCUUAAAGUGAAAAGGAGUUCCAAACAGAGCAGCAGCCCUGAGAUGUAUGAUUACUGCUUGUACUGUAAAGGUAUGUUAUCCAGAAAAGAGCUUUCUCGACAUAUGAAAAGAUGUGCUCUAAGACCAGAGAAUAAUGUUGAAGAGGGACCUGAGUUGAGAGAGAGAGAGAGAGUCUUUGGUAUAGCAUCUGCUCAAUCCACAAUGUCCCAGCCAAUUUCAAGUGAACUUUGGUCAGUGCUGGGCAAAAUGCACAAGGAUGACAUGUCCACUGCAAUAAGGAAUGAUCAUUAUCUCAUGCAGUUUUCCCAGUCCCUCUUUAAUAAGCAUGGAAGUGACAGAUCAAAGCAUGAGUAUAUAAGACAGAAAGUAAGGGAACUUGGGAGAUUACUUGUGACUUUGCGCCACACAACAAGAAUCCAUAACAUGGAAGAGGCAAUAAAACCAGGCAACUUCUUUAUUCUUACUAGUGCUGUCAAGAGAGUUUCAGGUUUUGAUAACAAAAACAACACAUUCAAAGCCCCAAGUUUGGCCCUGAAAAUUGGGCAUUCUCUCAGAAAGAUAAGUGACCUCAUCAUGUGUCGUGCUGUCAUGGAAGAGGACCAAGAGGUGAUUGAUUCCAUCAGGAGGUUUCAUACACUUCAUGAAACAAAGUGGUCCGAAUUAGUUUCCCAUUCUGCCUUAUCAAACCUGAGUGAGGCAAAAUACAACAAGAGCACCAGGCUUCCACUGGCCAAAGACGUUCAGAAGCUACAGUUAUAUCUUGGUCAGCAAGUGGAAUUGACUAAGGAGAAACUAGCCGAUAACCCAACAGCAGGCACUUAUGCAGCACUAGCAAAGGUGACCCUCUGUCAAGUCAUUUUGUUUAAUAGGAGGAGGGAAGGUGAAGUGACACGGAUGACUGUAAAAAAUUUUGAAGAUCGUGACUUGUCCCAACUAAAUGAUGACAUAAGCACUGGGCUUACAGAAGUUAAGAAGAGACUUUGCAAACAAUUUGCCAGAGUGGAACUGAGGGGGAAAAAGACAAAAGGUUGCUGUGAUCCUGACUCCUGAUAUGACUGCUAACCUGUCACUCCUCAUUAGUAAGAGGAAAGAGUGUGGAGUAACUGAAAACAACAAUUACCUCUUCGCUAUUCCUUGUAGUGAUGGUCACUACAGAGGGCAGUUUGGUCAGUUUGCAGAUGCUUGUGGAGCCGAAGAUCCUCAAAACCUCAGAUCAACUAACCUUCGCAAACAGAUCGCCACAAUAAGCCAAGUCAUGAACUUGAAAGAUAAUGAACUGGACCAGCUGACCGAUUUUCUCGGUCAUGAUAUUAGGGUGCAUAGGGAGUACUAUCGACUGCCCCAAUCAACAAUUCAGCUAGCUAAGAUCUCGAAACUGCUUAUGGCUAUGGAGAAGGGAAGUGUGAAGGAUAUUCAAGGAAAAUCUUUGGAUGAAAUUGGUGACAAUGAAGAAAUGUUGGCUUCUGUGACUUUUGGAUCGCCUCACCUCUCCGAGUCUGCAGCUCAAGAUGACCAGGGGAACGCUGCCUGUGUAACUUCUGGUUCACCUCAUCUCCCUGACUCAGUUACUCAAGGUUUCCGUGUUUCAUCAAGGCGGUGUGUGAAGAGACCAUGGUCUGAGGAGGAGAUACAGGCUGUGAUGAAACAUAUGAGGCCUUUUAUUGAAAACGGUGUCACUGUCACGAGUGAGCAGUGCCUGAAGUGCAAGGAAAAGGAACAACCUAUCUUGGAGACAAGAUCCAUUCAAAACAUUAGAGAUUUUGUACACAACAGAGGCUUGGCCUUUAAAAGGCAGUCAAAUGCUAAACACUAAAUGCACUUUUGGACAGCCUGAGCCUUUACCUUUCUAGACAUGUUUUAAAAGUUGGUGACCUGUGUUCAGAAAUGGUUUAGGUAACUUCAUUUAUUUUGCUCACAGGCAGUGUUUUGUUUUGUUUGUUUUUGCUAUGGGCCUUUUAAUGUCAGGAUUCACUUUUAUUUCUUAAUUUUUACAAUGCUGUCCUUUAAGGAAUUGAUUCUUGAGGUGACUA